Messenger RNA from Trichomycterus rosablanca, 1541 nucleotides. It is a transcript of the gene sft2d3, whose product is annotated as SFT2 domain containing 3. The transcript has a single exon. Gene Ontology annotation, biological process: vesicle-mediated transport. The record is from RefSeq and is a predicted model, not a curated record. Gene Ontology annotation, cellular component: membrane. NCBI's taxonomy places the organism in Eukaryota, Metazoa, Chordata, Actinopteri, Siluriformes, Trichomycteridae. Bases 29 to 694 code for a protein of 221 amino acids.
UUUCUGUUAGUGCACCGGCAGAGCCAUCAUGGCGGAUCUAAACCGGCAGUUGCAGGAGUAUUUAUCUCAUUCUAAAAGUGGAAACAAAUCGAUAUCUCAGUCCAGCUCCAGCACCGCGAUAAACAUCGACGAAGCGGACACCGCAGUACCGGGCAGCUGGUUCGGCCGCUGGUCUAGUCCGUUCUCCGGCCGAGAAGGAGCUUCAUCAGGCCCGAGCAGCGGAUUUUCCUGGCCGUGGUCUGCCGAGCCGGACCAGUGUUUACCCGGCGUGAGCCGCUCUCAGCGCAUGGUGGUGUUCGGGGUGUGUAUCUGUUUCUCCGCGCUGUGUUUCGGACUCUCGGCUCUGUACGCACCGCUGCUCCUCCUGAAGGCCAGAAAGUUCGCCUUGCUGUGGUCGCUCGGCUCUCUGUUCGCGUUGGUCGGGGCCGCGGUUCUGCGUGGACCGAGCCGGAUCUUGGCUUCGCCGACUCCCGGAGCCGCGGUUUAUCUGUGCUCCCUGGCCGGGACUCUGUAUGCGGCCAUGGGGCUCCACAGCACUCUGCUCACCGCGCUCGGAGCUUUCAUCCAGAUCGGAGCUAUAGUGGGAUACGUGGUGUCUCUAGUGCCGGGUGGCAGCGCUGGCAUGAAGUUCAUGGGUGGCAUGUUGACUUCGGCCAUAAAGAGAACAGUCACUGGCAAGACCAUGCCAAUCUAAGAACAGCCACAGAACAGUUUAAUACCUGCUUUAAUGUGAUCUAAAGAACAUGCCAAUACACAAAUAGCACUGGCAUGAAGUUUUGGGGUGGCAUAAAAUGAAGAGUCGCUGACAAAGACCAUGCCAAUCUGAGAACAGCUUUUGGAUCUGUGUGUUUGAUUAAUUCUGUAAUUAUUUUCUUAUUCACAGCUCAGUAAUAACCUAAGAAGAGCGACGGGCGAGACCAGGUCUUUCUGGGAACAGCACUGACCCACAUCAGCUGUCAAACCACACCAAUCAAACCUUGAGGGCAAAUUUCCUCAGUUUCCCAGACUUGUUGUGUUGUGAGAUCAGACUGUUAUUAACAUGUUAAAAUAGGUGAAAAGGCUUUCGGAAUAUGUUCACUCCUGGUUAUUUCAUCACACUUGGAACUGUAAUUGAUUUGCAUCUCAGUAGCCUGAAAUCACACACAUGCUGCAUCAGUUCUAUCCAAAACUCUUCUUGUUUCUGCAUUAAUAAUAAUACGUUUUAAAUGUUUUUAAUUUUCCUGAACUCAUAAAAGGUCCUAAUUAUGAACCACAUCUAGGUCUGCAUGUGGCGGAAGCUUAGAGUUUGACCGAAUACAUUCCAAGCAAUUGGGCCCUACAGUGGCAACUUGGUGGUGGUGGGGUCUGAAGCAGCAACCUUCUCAACACUACUCCACCACCUCCACCUUGAUAGUCGAUCAGUUCUGAGGAAAAGCUGUACAUUGUUACUAUAUUAAGACGGAAUAAAGGACCAAAUGAUUUAGUACUCAUGAUCUUAAGGACAACUGUAACUUGCACAUAACAAUUGGUACGUUUGUAAAUAAACAUGGAAUUAAAAAGCA